UGUCGGAUCUCCCGACACCUCCCGCCGCCGCCCUGGCUCCAGCGCGCUUCUUCCCUCUGACCGGCGUCGCCGCCGCACUUCGUUCCACACAGCCGGCGCCCCUCUCGCUGGAGCGCAACCUCCCAAUCCGACGGCGCUCCUCCUCCCACUCCACCCCGAUCCACCCUGAUGCGCGCGACCCACCGGGCGCCGCACCUGCAUGUUGCCGCCCCGCUCCCUGGCCACCGGAGCGCCAUCCUCCCCACUCCACCGCUGCCACCCCGCUCCCAGCCGAAACCCAUGACGCCCCGUCUCUCCUCCCUGGACCGCUGUUGCGCGCCGCCGAUGCGGGACACCUCCCUGAUGCGCCGCCGCCGUGCCGCGGAUGACCACGAGCGACCUUCUUCCACAUCUCCAAGCGCCGCCACUCGGGACGCCACGAACUCAGGCUCCCCUGCCGCCGCGAACUUCUUGCUCCUACCACCACGACCUUCUCCCCCCUGCCGCUGCGUCCUUCUUCCAUGCACUCAGAACUUGGCCAUUUUUGGAUGAGGAAUCAAGAUUGCCCCCGCUGCUCUAUUAGGAUCUACUCGGUUGCUGGUGUUUGCUUCGAGGCUACUCACACCCGAGCUCCCACUAGCCACGACAAUCUCAUUCCCGCAGCAGAUGUCGGCGACCUCGACUAGUGGUUGCCGGAUUCUUUGUUUCUUCUAUACAAAACUGAUGCAUUUCUUCUCUUGUUUCUGCAGUUUUGUUAACUGAACUUUACCGUGUCGACUGAUUGAACUGCACAGAACUUAACUGUCUAGGCUGCAAGGGUGUCACGCGGAGGUGGCUCGAGCCGGCGGGAGAUGCAGCAGUUCGAUGCAGCCCCUCCACACCAUUCAACUCAUGCAGCCAGCUGGCUCAAAGCCAACAGUGAGCUCCUACUUCGACUCACUGCCCACGUAGCUUCUGGGCAUGUGUCGAUGUGUGGUUGAAGCUCUUUCUUUCUCUCCAUAGUCUCAUGUACUGCGCGCCGGACCCGGAGGAGGACUUCGAAGAGGGGUACGAGGGGAAGCAGGUGGUGGUGGAGAACCUGCCGCAGCUGUGCGUGCACCGGGUGGCCAACGAGAGCGGGCGGCCGUGGGCGUGGUGGGACUUCACCAUGGACUACAAGCUGCGGUGCUCCAUGAAGGAGAAGAAGUACAGCAAGGCGUGCGCUGAGGAGGUGGUGGCCUCGCUCGGGCUGUCACUGGAGAAGGUGCUGGCGUGCAUGGGAGACCCCGACGCCGACGCUGACAAUGCCGUGCUGUCCAAGGAGCAGGAGGACCAGAUCGGGCACGGGUCGCGCGGGGGACGUCACCAUCCUGCCCACGCUCGUCAUCAACGACGUCCAGUACAGAGGGAAGCUGGAGAGGACGGCGGUGCUCAAGGCCAUGUGCGCCGGCUUCAAGGAGGGGACCGAGCCGCAAGUUUGCCUGAGCCAUGACAUGGAGACGAACGAGUGCCUGCAUCAGAACGGCGGGUGCUGGCAGGACGAGGCGACGAACAUGACGGUGUGCAGGGACACGUACCGGGGCAGGGUGUGCGAGUGCCCCAUGGUGAACGGCGUCCGCUACGAUGGUGACGGGUACACCCACUGCAAAGGUCGACUGCACCGCCACACGAAGUUCACAGGCCAUAGCUGCGGACGGACAAAAUUCCAACUGUACUGCAACCCCUCAAGAUCCACAGUGGCCAAAGAUGGCGCUCCACAGUUGUUCGGUGUAAUGCCUAAGGAGCAAACAAUGUCUCUCUCACUUUUGUUUUUCGAAAGACCUACCUAUCACUGCACCUUAGGUCCACCACCUACAGCCGGCGCCGCAGUGCCUCGACCAUUCAACUAUGCCACCUCAGCAGUUCAAUAUAUAUUGGAGAAGAAGAAAAAACAACAGUAGGUUCAAAUGUUGUGUUUUAUGAUUGUUGUAGACUUGCAGCAAAUUAGAGGUGGUCUCAAAGAAAAAGUUGUUCCCUUUGAUGGAGCACUUGGCCGUUCCAUUUGUUUUGUUUUGUUUUGCAAAUUGCUAGUUGGCCGUAUAGCUUCAGUAGUGGUAUAAUGCUUUAGGUUCCUGACUAUUGGUCUUGAUGUUUGGCCGUACUUGAGGUUCCAUGCUUGAGGUUGAGCUCGGUAAUGUAUACGGGGGCAGUUUGGAUUUGGUAUUUUUUUGCAGUUUGGCACCGUGUUAUAUGUAUUUU
Molecule: messenger RNA, 2196 nt
Organism: Triticum aestivum (bread wheat)
Lineage: Eukaryota; Viridiplantae; Streptophyta; Magnoliopsida; Poales; Poaceae
Product: vacuolar-sorting receptor 1
Exons: 6
Coding region: 1263-1898 (211 amino acids)
Source: RefSeq, a predicted model, not a curated record